CUCCUCUCUCUCCCUCUUCACUCUCCUCACCCUCUCUCUCUCCCCCCUCUGCGGCUCUAUCUGCUGGCGCUGCAGUGAAUCUCUCCCCCGCUGUCAGAAACCGUAAAGUCAGACAGCCGGUGGUCGCUAUCUGACCGUUAAAAGUCAGAAACCCGUUAAGACAUCGUCGUUAUCUCACCGUGUCGGCCCGUUAGCGGACCUGGACGUUUCUCUCCCGGCAGCUGAAGACCCCACGGCGGCAAAAUGGGAAAUGAAGCCAGUUAUGCCCUGGACAUGUGCUCGCACUUUGAUGCUGAUGAGAUUAAGAGGCUAGGAAAGAGAUUUAAGAAACUCGACCUGGAUAACUCCGGGUCUCUGAGCGUGGAGGAGUUUAUGUCCUUACCGGAGCUCCAGCAGAAUCCCCUCGUGCAGCGAGUCAUCGACAUAUUUGACACCGAUGGGAACGGAGAGGUGGACUUUAAAGAGUUUAUCGAAGGAGUGUCCCAGUUCAGCGUCAAAGGAGAUAAGGAGCAGAAACUGCGCUUUGCCUUCAGGAUCUACGACAUGGACAAAGACGGCUACAUAUCCAACGGGGAGCUCUUCCAGGUCCUGAAGAUGAUGGUGGGCAACAACCUGAAGGACACCCAGCUCCAGCAGAUCGUCGACAAAACCAUCAUCAACGCAGACAAAGACGGAGACGGCAGGAUAUCCUUCGAGGAGUUCUGUGCGGUGGUGGGUGGAUUAGACAUUCACAAAAAGAUGGUGGUGGACGUCUGACGAGCUCGCGCUCUGGCUGCGUUUACUGAAGUUCUGCUUGAAGACGUCGUCCAGCUUCUCACUCUGUUUGUUUCAACAGAAGUAUUUCUCUGUGAAAAUCCCCCCUCACCCCCUCCCUCCCUCCCCCCCUCUGAGCCAAACCCCCACCAAGUAUUACCCCCCUCCCCUCCUCCAGAUCAGGAACUGUCAGUGACUCGACGUCGCACUUUAACAGCGGACGGACGGCUUUUUAACGCAGAGCGGCGGUCUCUCUCUCUCUCUCUCUUUCUCUCUCUCUCUCUCUCUCUCUGGUGGAGGAAAGCUGGAGCGUGUGCGUGUGCGUCUUUGAGCGUGCGUGUGUUCUGUAUGUUUUACUGGUUUUUUCGAGGUAUGUGGGUUUUUUAUAUUUAUUUUGGUGUCAUAGUUUUUGUUGGGAGAAUCAGAGGAAGUGGAUCUUAAACUUUAGUGGACGAGUGUGUUUCGCUGUGAUGUUACUUGAUUUCAUGAACAGAGCAUGAAGUGCCAACACAACAUUUAUUGACAUGCAGUUGACUUACAGGUGAAAUCUGUGUCUUUAUUUUGGAGAUGUAACCGUGUUAUUGAAUGCAUUUAUCUUAA
Cheilinus undulatus (humphead wrasse) is the source of this 1353-nucleotide messenger RNA. It is a transcript of the gene ppp3r1b, whose product is annotated as protein phosphatase 3 (formerly 2B), regulatory s1ubunit B, alpha isoform, b. The transcript is spliced from 6 exons. Lineage: Eukaryota; Metazoa; Chordata; Actinopteri; Labriformes; Labridae. The coding region runs from base 244 to 756 and encodes 170 amino acids. Gene Ontology annotation, molecular function: calcium-dependent protein serine/threonine phosphatase regulator activity; calcium ion binding. The record is from RefSeq and is a predicted model, not a curated record.